Messenger RNA from Diutina rugosa, 606 nucleotides. Its product is annotated as U2-type spliceosomal complex subunit. The transcript has a single exon. The record is from RefSeq and is a predicted model, not a curated record. Bases 1 to 606 code for a protein of 201 amino acids. NCBI's taxonomy places the organism in Eukaryota, Fungi, Ascomycota, Pichiomycetes, Serinales, Debaryomycetaceae.
AUGAGCUACAACGGUAUUGGCCUCCAGAGCGCUCGUGGCUCGGGCACCUCGGGCCACAUCCAGACGAACCUUGCCCACCCCGGCGACCACGACCACCACCCUUACGAGGCGCGCCAGCAAAGCGCCGCCCGCCACCGCAAGCACCAGACGGCGGCGGCGCACCACCACAAGCAGCAACAGGCCCGCGACCGCUUGCGCGACGAACACGCCGCCAAGCGGGCGCUCGAGGUCCGGUGCGCCGAGCUCCGCGACGAACUCGAGGACGCCAGCGAGGACGAGGCGGUGAUCACGGCUAAAGUGGCCGAGCUCCGGGCCCAGUUGAUCAAGGAGUACGACGUCGUCGACUACGUGCCGUUGAAACGAAGACGCCGCCAACCAAGCGAAACUGAAACAACCCACCCGCCACAUCCAAGCAAAACUGAAACCCACCAGCCACAUCCAAGCAGAACUGAAUCUAGCCACCCGCCACCACCAUCGCCACCGGAUGGCGAAGCUGACAGUGACCACGACUCGAGCUCCCUGGCGGCGGAGGACGCGGCGACGGUGACGGAGGUGCUUCUAAACUUGGCGAAAAAGGAUCAGGCCAAGGAUAAGUACGCUACCUGA